AUGGCAUUAGUUGAUAGAGUGCAGAAUGUCUGCGUUUCUCUAACGACUUCGAUGAUUUUACUUCGGAUGUGUCAUAUGUGUUAUUCGUUGCAGCGUAUAAGAAAGCUUUUGCUUCUGUUUGGAGAAAAGAUUUGGAUCAGACAACAAUCAUAUCCCUUCAUAUAUCAACAAUGUAUUACACGAAUGAAACCUGCUCUGUACAUGGGUCUUUGUCUUUUCUCGAUGGCUCUGGCGUAUUUAUUCAUACCGAUCGGGUUCUUUAUUUCUACGGGUCAAACUUUGGAGUCUCCUGAUAAGCGUUUUGCCUACCUUGUGUCGUUACCGUAUGAUGCACAAAAGCCCUUAAAUUAUAUUCUCACAAGUAUCGGAAUCUUCGUUUUUGCAUUAAUGGCUGCUACCCAAUCCUAUGCCAGAGAUGCAAUGCUAUCAUUUUUUGUUAGUUUUCUAUGUGGACAGUAUGAGGUCUUACAUGGACGUAUUGAUCGCCUAAUACCAGAAUGUCAUGCAAAAUGGUUAAGAGAACGUGUUGACAGAAAUGCAACAAUUGGAAGAAAUCUAAAACAAUUACAGGAUUUGUAUGAAGAACGUUUACAGCAGCUUAUUAUUCAUCACAAUCAUCUUAUCAGGUUUGGCGAAGAAUUGAAUUCGUUCUUUUCUUUCCCUUUAUUCGUCAAUUUGUCAACAGCCACAUUGCAAAUUGGAUUUGGAGUAUUUCAAUUUUUAAUAAGUGGGAAAGACUCAUAUGGCGAUUUUGCACGGUUCCUUUUGUAUGUGCUAGCAGUUACAGGACAACUAUUUGUUAUCUGCAACCUUGGCAAUACUUUAAUAUUUCGGUCUCAAGAAACUGCUGAACAUUUGUUUAAUUGCAAUUGGGAAGGUGGGCGUAUAUCUAGAUAUGCAAUGAUUUUCAAGCAAUCCGAUAACGAAGAAUUUAAUGCCCUUAACGAAGCAUUUCCCAUGUGGCCGUAUAUUCGAUAUAAUCCAUCCGGAAAAAGGUUUCAGCAAAAACUAAAUUUUAUGAUAAUGCGUUGCCAACGCCCAGUGCGUUUGUCGGCAAUGAAUUAUGCAACGUUAUCAUUGGAAACUUUUGGCAGAAUCUUAUCAUCAUCGUUAUCGUAUUUUGCUUUGCUUAAAUCUUUCCUGGAUAAAUAAAAUUAAUUUGAUCUAAA
Molecule: messenger RNA, 1169 nt
Organism: Stomoxys calcitrans (stable fly)
Lineage: Eukaryota; Metazoa; Arthropoda; Insecta; Diptera; Muscidae
Product: odorant receptor 13a-like
Exons: 6
Coding region: 1-1152 (383 amino acids)
Biological process (GO): sensory perception of smell; detection of chemical stimulus involved in sensory perception of smell
Cellular component (GO): plasma membrane
Molecular function (GO): odorant binding; olfactory receptor activity
Source: RefSeq, a predicted model, not a curated record